Messenger RNA from Entamoeba nuttalli P19, 1482 nucleotides. RefSeq lists its product as hypothetical. Lineage: Eukaryota; Evosea; Mastigamoebida; Endamoebidae. The transcript has a single exon. The record is from RefSeq and is a predicted model, not a curated record. Bases 1 to 1482 code for a protein of 493 amino acids.
AUGAGCACACCAACCUCCUUACCACCAAAACCACUCCAUUUAGCACCUCAACCUCGUAGACCAAAUAAAGCCGCACCUGUACCAAAGAAAAAACAUGUCCAUCAACAACCACCAACCUUAAAAGAUGUUUUUGAUGAUGACAUGACAUUAGUUAUAGAUGACAGACCAUCGAUCAGAAGAAAACCAACUUCCUCAGCUGGUGAUUUACUUUCUCCAAACUCUGGAAAUUCUCCAUGUAAAUCAACAGCUAGUACUCCUAGGUCUGAAAAUGUUUCAUUUAAUUCUUCUUUGGAAAGAGGUAGUGAGUCUAGUUCAUUAAUAUCUCCUCGUGGUAUUUCUCAAACAACAUUAAUAAAUGGAAGGCACUCUUCCCAUGAAGAUCUACCUGAACAUACUAAUGUUGUUCCAUCUAGAGCAGCUCCACGUCCUGUAAAACAUUUAGUUCAACAAACAACAACCGCUAAAUCAUUUUCACCAUCAAUAGGUAUACCUUCAAGUAUUAUAGAUGAACCACCAUAUUCUCCAAAGGAUUCAGGUACUUGUAUGUCUUUUGCACAACCACCACCAUCAAAACUUAAGGUUGGUUCAAACCAACAAACGUGUGCUGCUCCAAUACCACCAUCAAUUUCUAAAACACAAAUAAUUAUGUCAAGUACAAUGGCUGCUUCAUCACCAAAUUCUUGUGCAUCACCAAAAAGUACUGGAUCAGUUAGUAGUCUUUUACAACUCAAUGCCAUUACUCCUCCUUCUGAUUCUUCUCCAUCAGUUAAUGUUGCUUCUCCACCACCAGUUUCACCUCGUUCAAAUGCUUAUAUUGUAACUGCUCCAAUGUCUCCCUCUUCAAAAGGAACAGUUCCUAUUGCAGCACCACCACCAUCAUUUACUAAACCUACUGUUUCAAUUGCAGCACCACCACCUCCUAUGAAUAAGCCAAGUGUUACUGUUGCAGCACCACCACCUCCUAUGAAUAAAGUAAGUAUUGCUCUUGCAGUACCACCACCAUCAAGUAGUUCAACAUCAAUAUCACAAUCUACAUCUUUAAAUACAUCUACUUUGAUUAGUACAUCACCAUCAAAUAAAAUGACUAAUCAAGUUAAAAUAGAAAGCAAUAACGUACAAACAAAUAACAAAAUUGUAACACGAUCAGCUCGAGAUAUUUCUCUAAAUGAUAAUUGUCAUCAUAUUACUCCGAUGGAAAAAUUUAAUACUCAGUUACCACAUAAAUUUAUUAAAAAACCAUUUAAAAUACCAACAAUUAACAUAUUAAUUAAAGGUGAUGAAAAUGAUGAAAAAGUUAUUGAAUUACUUGAUAAAUUAGGUGAAAUUAAUACGAUUCAAGAAACACAACAACAAGAAAUUGAAGAAUUUGGAUUAGAACCAAUAUCUUAUACUGAAUUUGAUACUUUAAUAUGUGUUAAAGGAAACUCAACAGAAUUAUCAAGCACAUGUUGUAUUGGUGAUUCAAUGCUUGUUAGUUAUUAA